AUGAGUGGUCUUUAUUUAGCUGUUCAUAACAGUCUACCUAACUCUGAUGUGUACUUAUUUACUGAUGCAGACGCCAAAGACGCCAAUCUAGUAUUCUCUGUGAUAUCAAUUGCAUUACAAAGAAAAUCUAGAAUUACUCUUUUUAUCAGUGGCAACUGCAAUAGCUUUGCAGAGCAAAAGGUGUAUAAAAAACUCGCCAGAACAACUGGAGGACAACUCAUAGACUUAUCAAAAUCUGACAUCGACGAAGCUAUCAAGCUUCUUCGUCCCACAAGUGUUUCUGAAGAAUAUUCAUCGUUACAAAAAGUCUCACUGCUCUCUGUUGAAGUCACUACUAAUAACAUAAAAACGAAAUCCUACAAUAUUCAAAGUGAUUCUACCAUUGCUUUUAUAACAGCUGUAUUGAGUGCUGGAGGAAAUGCCAGUAUUAAAGUGGUUCCACCUGAAGGUACAGUAACAUCUAAGCACGCAUAAUCAACUGGCCUGCACCUAUGGACUGUACCUGGCCGAUUUGUAAUACAGUCUUUGAAAUUUCGCAGCAUUAUUUGUCGACCCCUAGCUUAGCUAUAUCCAUGACCUGUGUAGUUGAUUUUCAAUAGUAUAUGAUUUAAAAAUGAAAAUUAAAGUCCAGCAAAUGACUUUCAGACAAGACAUAGCAAAAAUAUAAAAUUUAUUGGCUAACGUUUCGUUGUAUGGUUCACAACAUCUGCAGAGCAAUUAAACUUAUUUACAAGCGCGUAUUAUGUAUAUACAAAUUUUUAAACGGUUACAUUAUUCAAAUAAGAGGAUGAAAUUUGAUGUUAAAUGGUAUGGAUAUGAGUGAGUAUAUGCCUGACAUGGUGGAAACAGAACUUAUCUUUCCAGUCAAGAGUGAAACACCCAUGUGUUCACGCAUACGCGUGUGUAUGUGUCGGCAAGUUUGACCAACAUACAAUGCACCACAGCAUUGACACUUAUACAAAUGCACAACAUGCUAUCUCAGUUCACAGUGUAGUGAAUGGGUAUUAUAUUUACAUGAAGUAUUACCUGAUAUUUACUUAGGAUAGGUAGCCAUUUUCUAAUUUUCUUUUAGUGUUAAGUAAAGCCUAUUUAAGAAAGGUGUUUAUUUAUUUUCUUUAUUCCUUACAUCAAUUUACUUAACACUCAGCUGAAAGGUAUGGAUAAAAUAUUGAGACCUGAACGAUUUGAUGUCAUUCCGAGUGCACAAGAUGCUGCAAAACGUUGGCCGGCUACACUGGUUGAUGAUCUUCGAUAACUUUGUCGCUGCUAUACCAUCUGCUCCCGACGCACAUUGCCGCAUGUGUUAGUCAAUUAUGUUACAUCUGAUGCCCACCAGCUGUUUUGCGAAGCUGAAACGUAUGAAGAAGCUAUCACUUUGUUAAAAACUUUAUAUGUUAAGACCCCAUUUGCUCGACGUAAGUUGGCAACACGAAAGCAACAAGCCGGCGAAACGUCGUAUGAAUACUUACAAGAACUAAAGCUUUUGAGUAAAGAUUGCAAUUUCUGCCAAGUUUCUGCCGCUCAACACCGUGAUGAAGCUGUUCGUGAUGCUUUUAUAACUGAUCUACUAUCUGGAAACAUUCGACAACGUUUACUUGAGAACAAAACCUUGGAUUUACAAACAGCAUUUGACCAAGCUCGAGCUCUUGAUAUGGCACAGAAAACCUCGAAGACUUACAACUCGAAUCCCCUAACAAGUGCUGCUGCUACUGCCUCACCAGAACCCGAGGAACAGAACAAUGUAGGAGAAGAAAUGG
Molecule: messenger RNA, 1757 nt
Organism: Paramuricea clavata
Lineage: Eukaryota; Metazoa; Cnidaria; Anthozoa; Malacalcyonacea; Plexauridae
Source: the annotation of a GenBank genome assembly